This is a messenger RNA of Trichoderma gamsii, 1773 nucleotides long. RefSeq lists its product as hypothetical. NCBI's taxonomy places the organism in Eukaryota, Fungi, Ascomycota, Sordariomycetes, Hypocreales, Hypocreaceae. Bases 1 to 1773 code for a protein of 590 amino acids. The record is from RefSeq and is a predicted model, not a curated record. The transcript has a single exon.
AUGGACGAAGAAUCUUCUGCCCCAAAUUUGCCUUUCCGAUCUCCUGCAACACCUGUCUCGGCGCCCUUGCAAACAACCUAUACAACAGCCGGGACUAUCUACAACCCCAGCUCUUCUCAGCGGCUCCAGCCUCCUGCUCGUCGUGGUCGUUUGCUCAAGGCGACAUCUGAAUUUGAUAACCUCAACUUCGUCAACCCUCCUCUCCCUAGGCAUCAGCCUGAUGCGUUGCAUAGACUUUACAUGAGUGAAAGCUUUGCUCAGACACAGCCUCUUCCGGAUCGACCAGUCUCCUACGAGCCUCUGCAGCAGAACUAUGAUCGCGCUGUUAGCCCGGUGAGCGCUCAAGAUCAAGCGCCCGGAAUGUCGUGGUCCACGGGCUUGCAAUCGCCCGCUGCUUUGUUUGACGUUAAGGGCAAAGGCAUCGCGAGCGACGCAAACUCUAGUGACGAUGAGGACGGCAUCAUAACCGGCGCCCUUAUGAAUAUGCCUGUCAAAUCUCUCCAAAACCUCGCCUCGUACCCGAAUCCAAACCAAAAGCAAGCUCAGAAAGCACUUCUUCGAGGGAUCAAGCCAAGAGGGAACAGCACAUUGAGCGUGCCGUCUAGACAGGAUACACCAUUUUCUCAAGGUGAACAUUUACCGCAAUAUGCUAGAUUGCGACACCAUACUGUCUCGGAUCCUGCCGCCUCUCGCUUCCCAGCGUCUCGGAAGAGUGCUCGAGUAGCAAUAUCCGAAACCGCGGCAAAUGCCGAUUAUAAGAGUGCCACUGCAUCAUCAUCUCGAUUUUCGACUCCAUCUAUCCACAGCGAUAACUCGGAUCUUUAUGUUUCGACAUCCAUGGGCCUUGCCUCAAGCGCUGGUGCCCCUAAGCCAUUGACUGCGGGACCGCCUGGCCUACGCCAAUAUCGCCCCUCGACAUUCGAGUCGAUGUUCAAGGCGCUCAACACUAUGCCGACGGAUUCUCAAGAUAGCAUCGCCCAUGCCCAAAAAGGGGGGAACAAUCCCUCAUUUGACCCGCUUUACAAGUUCACUGAGACUCCAACGACUACCCAAGAUUACAUUGAACAAGAUGAAGAGUUUAUUCCAUCCUUUGUGUUGUCGUCUUCCAAGUGCCUCGAUGCCACGCCAACUGCUCAUCAAAACGCAAUCGACAAAGUCCCUGAAUAUUCAGCUCUUCCUGGAGAGUCUCUGCAAUAUUACCAUGACUAUUCCGACUUUACGGAUUCUCUUGAUGCUAAUGAGCAGCAGUACUCCAGCGUGCCAUCCAAGUGGCCCCACCAAGCCAGUGGCAAUGGUGUUGGGGAUGGAGAAGGAUCGUACUAUUCCAACGCUCAAAGGGAGGCUUACUUCAACUCGAUCGACUCUUCUGCUCCACAGGCCACUGCAUCAUCUUCUCUUUUCAAAACUUGGUCUAGUUACGACAAUGAAACACUCUCUGAGCCCAUGUUUCCUCAGUGCAUGGGACAUCCAGCCUGCUUGACGGAAGCUGAGAUACGAGAGCGAACUCGACAGUUGCAUAUCAAAUGGUACGCGGCAACUGGCUUGCUUGGAGACGCUUAUCCACUCCCAAAGCCUAUCGUCGAGCCCACCUAUCUACCGAGACCGAAGAAUGCCUAUGGUGCAGUUGGCGACGGACGCCCCUCGAAGACUAGCUCUGCGUCUGAAGAAAGUGACGAGGCAUCCGUGGACACUAUGCCGUCGGAGUCUUUUAAGAACAAGAUUUACAGUGAUCUCGCACUCUUGGGAGUUGUUCUGAACAGAGCUACACCGUGA